CGUCGUCUUCUUCGUCGUCGUGUUUUUUGAGCUUUUGCUGCGAGCGAUUUCUCCUCUUCUUCAACGCGAGCAGAGUCCAAUGUCGACAGCGAUAAUAAGAGCUAGCGGAAUGACGCGAUCCCUAAUACGACCUGGCUAUCUGCGUGCUUCUUGACUCAAUUGAUUUGGAGGAGAACUUAUGCUACUUCCCUCCCUAAUCCUGCUUCUUUACCAGCGCAAAAACCCCAACCAUUCCCGGUCCAUCGAAGCUCUUAUGCCCAUUUAUAACACCUAAUCAAUAAAGUUGAUCAAGAACUGGAGAAAUUGAAGGCGCGACGAUCGAGAGUAAAAUGGGGAGUUACAAGUACUGCUGCUGCUUCACGAGAAAGUUCCGGUGGGAUGAGGCGGACCCGCCGGCCGAUCUGAAGGCGGCAUUCGAUGCACUCGCCGACGAAAGGGGUCAGAUUGGUCCGGAACAGCUCCGACGCUUCUUGAAUGAGAUGCAGGGAGACGAUGAUGUCGAGCAGGUUAUAGAGAAGAUUCUGCAGCAGCCGCAUCGCCGACAAUCAGGCAAGGUUUCACGGCAGAUUUUUGUUCUUCAGGACUUGUAUCAUUAUCUGUUCUCCGAUGAACUCAACCCGCCGAUCCAAUCUCAGGUUCAUCAAGAUAUGAGUGCUCCUCUAUCCCACUAUUUCAUAUAUACUGGCCAUAAUUCAUAUUUGACUGGAAAUCAACUGAGCAGUGAUUGCAGUGAUGUGCCGAUCAUCAAAGCUCUGCAGAGGGGUGUGAGAGUAAUUGAACUCGACAUGUGGCCAAAUUCCACCAAAGAUAAUGUGGAUAUACUUCAUGGAAGGACACUAACCUCACCUGUGGAUUUGCUUAAAUGUUUGAAGUCUAUCAAAGAAUAUGCUUUUGUAGCAUCUCCAUACCCUGUUGUCAUAACUCUAGAGGACCACUUAACUCCACAUCUUCAGGCUAAAGUUGCUGAGAUGGUCAUCGAAACAUUUGGAGAAAUGCUCUAUUACCCCAACUCUGAGACUCAUGAAGUCUUUCCUUCACCUGAAUCUCUAAAGCGGAGGAUUAUUCUUUCAACCAAACCUCCUAAAGAGUAUCUUGAGACUUUGAGUUCCAAGAAAGAGAAAGAAUAUCAAAAUAGGAGUAUCUCUAUUGAGGAAGACGAUUGGGGGGAGCUCCCAGAUAUGAAAGCUCAAAUUGAAUCUUAUGAGCAUGAGGAUGACAAGAGUGAUCAAGAUGCUGCUGAUGAUGAUCUUGCCGCUGAGGAUGAUGAUGAACAUAAAAUACGCCAAGCUCCUGCGCCAGAGUAUAAGCAUCUGAUAACUAUAAGGGCUGGGAAACCAAAGGGUUCCUUAAAAGAUGCACUGAAGGUGGAUUCCAAUACAGUCAGACGACUUAGUUUGAGUGAACAAGAACUUGCCAAGGCCGCAGCUUCUCAUGGGCCUGAUCUAGUCAGGUUCACUCAAAGGAAUAUGCUUCGGAUUUAUCCUAAGGGCACACGUGUUACCUCAUCUAAUUACAAUCCUUUGAUUGGUUGGAUGCAUGGUGCUCAAAUGGUUGCCUUCAACAUGCAGGGCUAUGGAAGGUCGCUAUGGUUGAUGCAUGGAUUUUAUAAAGCCAAUGGGGGAUGUGGAUUUGUGAAGAAGCCUGAUUUCAUGCUACAGGAUGGCCCUCAUGGUGAAGUUUUUAAUCCCAGAGCUAAUCUGCCGAUCAAGAAAACGCUGAAGGUUAAAGUGUAUCUGGGAGAUGGAUGGCGGCUUGACUUCAAGCAGACACAUUUUGACGCAUACUCCCCGCCAGACUUCUAUACCAAGGUUGGAAUAGCCGGCGUUCCAGCAGACUGUAUAACAAAGAAAACAAAGACCGUAGAAGAUAAUUGGGCGCCAGUAUGGGAUGAGGAAUUCACUUUUGCACUACGAGUGCCAGAACUGGCAUUGCUUCGCAUCGAAGUGCACGAGUAUGAUAUGUCUGAGAAGGAUGACUUUGGGGGACAGACCUGCUUGCCAGUGUGUGAGUUAAGACCGGGGAUAAGGGCGGUGCCGUUGUUCGACCGCAAGGGCAUGAAGUUCAAGUCUGUAAAGCUUCUCACGCUCAUCGAGUUUAUUUGAGAUUAGUUGCAUCUGAUUGUUUUGUUCUGUUCUUCCCAAUCCUUUUUUGUUACUGAAAAUGGGAAAAAAUUUGCGUGCGAUAAACGUACGCAGCGCUGCAUACGAUAAACGUACGCAGCGCUGCAUACGAUAUUGGGGUUAUACCGAGGGUACAAGGGGGUUAUAUCCGCUGUAUAACCCCUUGUAACAUCCCCGUAACAUUCUGUAACAUAUCUGUAACCUAAAAUAAGUUUUGCAUAUAUUAAGAAUUUAUUAGUAGGUUACGGAUAAGUUAUAGAAGGUUACAGGGAGGUUACAAAGGGCUAUACCGCGGAUAUAACCCCCUUGUACCCUCGGUAUAACCUUAAUAUAGUACGCAGCGCUGCGUACGUCUAUCACACGCAAAUUUUUUCCCUGAAAAUGAGGGGGCUUUAGGCUGUGGAUUUUGUUUAUUUGUACGUGUGUUUACCUACAUACCGCCUAAUUCCUUAUAUUUACAUAUCUAACACCAAAAUUUUACUUUUUACAUUAAGACCUCUGAAAUCUUUUGUAUCACGUCGAGAGUACCCGCCAUUUUAACUUCUAAAAAGUGAAGCACACUUCUUUUUUAAUUGGGCAUGUGAGAAUUGAAGUUUUGGUGGUAGAUAUGUAAAAACAUAGGGAUUGAGUGGGAUGUAUGUUAAUCUUUCUUAUUUGUAUGUAUCAUUUGAUUUGAGUUGUCAUUGAGUUUUACUAUAUU
Molecule: messenger RNA, 2820 nt
Organism: Phalaenopsis equestris
Lineage: Eukaryota; Viridiplantae; Streptophyta; Magnoliopsida; Asparagales; Orchidaceae
Product: phosphoinositide phospholipase C 6-like
Exons: 9
Coding region: 330-2102 (590 amino acids)
Biological process (GO): lipid metabolic process; phosphatidylinositol-mediated signaling
Molecular function (GO): phosphatidylinositol-4,5-bisphosphate phospholipase C activity
Source: RefSeq, a predicted model, not a curated record